Trichoderma virens Gv29-8 is the source of this 297-nucleotide messenger RNA. RefSeq lists its product as uncharacterized. The annotation marks the transcript as partial. The record is from RefSeq and is a predicted model, not a curated record. Lineage: Eukaryota; Fungi; Ascomycota; Sordariomycetes; Hypocreales; Hypocreaceae. The transcript has a single exon.
UCUUCGACGCCGCCGACGCUGGGGCCGCAGUAUACGUCGUAUGUGCUUCAUCUCAUCGAAGGCUACAGCAAGAUCCGGAUGAAGCUGUCCAAGAAGGAGAAAGAAGUCACCCAGCUAGAAGCUACGCGGCAAGAAGACAAGGAGCGGAGCAAGGCCCUCGUUUCCGACUGGGCUGCGCAAGAGGCCCGAUACAAGGCUGAGAUCAAGCGGCUGGAGCUCAUCAUCCAGCAUGUAUCUGGCAAGGGCGUCGAGGCUGUGGCGCUGGCUCGAUCGGGCAGCCUCAUUCGGAGAGGUGGA